GCGUCUACACACCGAAGUCAAAGGCCGCUUGAAAACCGCUCGAAUGGGUUGGCGGAGAGGAUUAAAGCAAAACAGAAAUACGCUCUUUUAAUGCUUUGCGUUUACCCGAGCAAGCCCGCAGUGCUACAAACGGACCCUUAAAGGCUUUUAUGUCGCGUUGAAGAUGCACUAGCCGCGCCGUAAACAAGUUUCCCUGGAUAUUUUAGUCUUCGUCUCGCUGGGCGCCUGUUUGUUGGUCUACACGGGUUUAACAAGCUAGCGCUAGCAGGCAGCGACUCUGGCGAGCUGGGGUUUAGCUGCGAUGGUCUUUAGCAGCUUAUGCGGAUGUCUCCGGAAUAUAUGUUGAACCGACGGCGACAAAUGGGACCAUCCGGGAACAGUCGAAAACAUUGCGGCAUAGACUAAAUGCUAAGCGUUCAGAUGACUGUUUAAAACCUACUACCGAAAGGAGGAUUCUGUGGACGCUACAGCAGCAGGUGUUAUUUUCUAGUUGGAUUUUAGCCCACUGACAUUCUCCCACAGCCAUGGAAUCGACGGUCGACGACGACGCAAUGGCAGCGUGAAUGAAGCUUGGCGUGGGGAGAUCUGAACGAUGCCCAAGGGUGGGGGUUCUAAAACCCCCCAGCUGGACCACUUCCCACUCAGCAACGACAUGGUGGAGAAGCAGGGUGGGAAAAGGGAUAAAGUGUUGACGAAUAAAACUCCCAAAUUGGAUCGCAGUGAUGGGGUCAAAGACAUGAAAGAAAAGGCCCCUAAAAGGAAGCUGCCCUUCACCGCCGGAGCAAAUGGAGACCAGAAAGAUUCUGACUCAGAGAAAACAGGUCCAGAGAGGAAGCGCAUUAAAAAGGAGCCCACCAACACCAGGAAGAGCUUGCCGUUUGGAAUGGGAAUGCCUGGGAUCCGGGCCGGGUACCCUGUGUCUGAGCGGCAGCAGGUGGCCUUGCUCAUGCAAAUGACAGCUGCGAAGCCCGUCAACAGUCCAGACACAACACCAAAGCAUCAGUCACAGUCCUGUCUGGGUCAGAAGGGAACGCCAAACUCUGCAUCUAAAACCAAAGACAAAGUAAAUAAAAGGAAUGAGAGAGGAGAGACUCGACUGCACCGAGCAGCUAUCCGUGGAGAGGUGCGCCGCAUCAAGGAGCUCAUCAGUGAGGGAGCUGAUGUGAAUGUAAAAGACUUUGCAGGCUGGACUGCAUUGCAUGAAGCGUGCAACAGGGGAUAUUAUGAUGUGGCCAAACAGCUGCUGGCAGCGGGCGCAGAGGUCAACACCAAGGGUCUAGAUGAUGACACUCCUCUGCACGAUGCAUCCAACAAUGGACAUUUCAAGGUUGUGAAACUACUUUUGCGCUACGGAGCAGAUCCGCGUCAGAGCAACAGGAGAGGUGAAACACCACUAAAGGUUGCCAGCUCUCCAACUAUGCUAAACCUGUUACUAGGGAAGGGCACUUACACCUCAAGCGAAGAGAGUUCAUCAGAAUCUUCAGAGGAGGAAGACGCACCCUCGUUUGCCCCCUCAAGCUCUGUUGACGGCAAUAACACAGACUCCGAGUUUGAGAAGGGCCUGAAGCUAAAAGGGAAAGCUGCAGAUCCACCUAAAUCUGCCGUCACGCCCGUCAAAGACGAAUACGAAUUCGACGAGGAUGACGAGGAGGAGCGCGUCCCUCCUGUAGACGACAAGCACCUCUUGAAAAAAGACUUUCGAAAGGACUCUGUUACCAAGACCAACAGCUUCAUCUCUAUACCCAAGAUGGAGGUUAAAACCUAUUCCAAAAGCAACUCGCUCACACCAAAGAAAGCUGUCAGGCGGAUCAUCUCCGACAGUAACAGUUCGGACGAGGAUGACAGGACGUUGUGUUUCACACCGGCGCCCACACCGCGGCAACAAGUCCAGCAAACGAACACCAAGACGAGAGACUCUGGCAGCAUUAGCUCUAAACAGCAGAAAGACAAAAACAAAGUCAAAAAGAAGCGGAAGAAGGAGAGCAAAAAUAACGUCAGCAAAGAAGUCCGGUUUGGGAAAGUCAACGACAAGUUCUGCACGUCUGACUCCGACUGUGGCGAUUUGGAAAGCGAGGACGACAAGGGCUCGAACAGCAUCAAGGACUCUGCUGCGAUGAACCUGAAAGAAUCCCCCGGCUUUAAUGCCUCCUCAUCCUCCUCCUCCUCCUCACAUGGAAGCCUAAACUCUCAGAAACAGGCGCCCUCGCUGGCGGAGCAGCAUCCAAAGCAGUGGAGGACAGAUGGCUGGAAGAUGGUGUCGUCGCCUACGUGGUCGGACGUCAGCUCGCUUUCGGAUCCGGUCAGUGAGUCCGAGUACUCUGAUUCGAGUGUGGAGUCGGUGAAGCAGGUUAAGAGGAAAGCGCAGGAGAACAAAAAGAAGAACAACAAUGUGCACAGUAACAUUGUUGACAAGAAAAACUCUGAUCUCUAUAAAAACUUCGCUGCAGAGAGUGCUGCCUCCAAAACGGAUGUGGAUGGAAAAGUGAUUAAGAAACAUAAAGUGAAGCACAAGCAUAAAAACAAGGAAAAGGACAAUGCUCCGAGUGUUGUGCUCAAUCAGGAUAUGAAUGAGAAAUUUGUCAAGAGCUAUUCUUUCGACUUUGAUGAUUCCAGGCAGAAGUCCUUAAUCGUGGAAUCCGAAUCAGCAGCCGAGGGAAAGAUUAAAUUAUCCAAACACGACAAAGACCAUUCGAAAAAGGACGACAGGCUUUCAAAAGCCAAGUCUGAAGAUAAAGAUUGGUCAUCUGGAAAAGACCUUCACAGGACAGCAAAAGAGGAGAAAAGCAAAAAAGCAAAAGACACAACAAAGGAUAAGGCAAACAAGGAGGAGAGGGAGAAGCCUGUGAAACCUGACAAGGAAAGAAAUUUCAAAGAGAAGGAGAAACCUAAGGAGGAUAAACAAAAGCCCCACAAAGAGGAGAAAAAGAAAAAGUCCAAGGAGAAAUCUUCCUCAAAGACGGACCGGAAGAGCGAACAGAAAGAGGAGAAGCAUCUCAAGGUGGACAAGGAGAAAAACAUUAAAGAGGAGAGGGAGAAAUGUAAAAAAGAGAAAACACUGAAAGAGGAGUCUGAUCAUGAAGGCUAUGACAUUAACAACCGUUUCCUCAACCUGGAGGACACAAAGCUGAGCGCAUCGGACGACCAUCAUGACAGGUGGGGCUCGGAGAUGUCCUCUGAUUCCUCCCUGUAUGGCGAUGACAGCUGGGACGCCCCCAACAAAGAAGUCAAGGAGUAUAAAUCCAACAACACCGUUAAGCUUAUUGUUGAGACUGUUAAAGAAGAGACGAGGAGAAAAGAAAACAAAGUAAAGGACAAGAAGUCGGAGCACGGCGACAAAAGAUCAGAGAAAGAAGCUACAGUAAAGAAAAAGGAAAAAGACUCUUCAGAAAAGACAAACGAGAAGAAAAAAGACUGGUCAGAAAAACAAAAGCUGAACUCCAGCCACUCACUCGAAAAAGACAAAAAGAGGAAGGAGUCCACCGACACGGUCAAAGACAAAAAAGACAAAGACUCGCUGGACAGCGUCCGUGACCGCAAAGACUCGUACGAUGGCGUCAAGGAACGAAAAGAUCCGAAAAUCAAGCAGGAAUCCGUAGGAGAUGAAUACGGCAACGAUGCGUUCUUUAAAGACAUGGACGCUGGCAGAGACAGAAACCACUCUGGAAAGGAGAAAGAAAAGAAAGGAGAGGCAACGGAGAAGCGGGAGAAGACAAAAACAGACAAGCACAAAGACAAAACAAAAGACAGAGGAGCCGACCACGAGAAGGAGAAGAGUGAGCGCAGCUCCACCGAGAAAACCGUCAAGGAAAAAGACGAAGACCGGGGCACCAAAGACAAGAAGGAGGGAUCCAAAGACAAACACAAAGACUCUCAUGGCAAAGACAAAGAUCGAAAGAUGUCUUCGGAACAGACCAAGGACAAGAAAGAGAAGUCCUCUCAAGAUAAACAUGCCGACAGGGAGAAAGACUUUCUGGAAGUCAAGAAAGAGGAGAGAAAACCCGAGAAGAUACGGGAGAAAACGUGGUACAAGAUCGCCGACAUCUUUACAGAUGAAAGUGACGACGACGAGGACAGCUACAACAGCACCGUUAUCGUCGGGUCGGGAUCCAUCAGAAAAGACUCGACGCCCGAUCAGGACCAGCUGGACUUCCACUCAGAAAAGAUGAGAAAGUCUUCCGCGGACACGAAACACAACACGGAAAAGGCGAAAGACAAAGAACACAAAGAAAAGAAGAAAGAUAAGGCCUCGUUUGACGUGGGGAAAGAGAGGAAAGGCUCCCUAGAAAAACACAACAAAGACAAAAAGGAGUCAGUAGAUGGAAAAUAUAAGGAAAGGAAAGACAGAAUGUCAGUGGACUCGAACCAGGACAAGAAAAACAAGCAAAAGCUCUUGGACAAAAGGGACACAAGUGAGGAAAAGACGAAGAUCAAAUAUAAAGACAGGCAGGACCAUUCGAAGGAAAGAAAGCCUUCCAAGAGCAGCGGUGAGAACGAGAAGUCCCUGCUAGAAAAACUAGAGGAGGAAGCCAUGAACGACUACAAGGACGACUCCAACGACAAGAACAGUGACAUCUCCUCGGAUAGUUUCACCGAUCGAGGCCACGAGCCGGUCCUCAGCAGCUAUUACGACUCCAUAAACCUGACGGAUAUCUCUGAGGACAGGAGAGACUCCCUGUCCAUAUCCACGCCACAGGAUCGGUUCAGGGACAAAGAGAGACACCGGCAUUCCUCCUCCUCUUCGUCCAAGAAGGGCCACGACAAGGAGAAAGAAAAGGUCAAGAAGGACAAAGGAGACAAACGGGACAAAACUGGGGAGAACCGCGAGUCCUACAGCCGCCGAGAGAGUCUGCCUUUUGAGAAGGAGCCCAUGCCUCUGGAGGCCGACCCGUACACAUUCCCGUUCGGAGGCAAGGGAGACGGCGACGACGACUUUGACAAAACGUUGGAAUUCGAAAAAGAGAUGUCCAAAAAGGACAAAGAGAAAUCCACAGGUAUCAUCAGUGACCGAAUGAAGGACAAAAAGAAAAAGGAGAAACACAAAGAUAAAGUUAAGGAGGAGAAGAAUAAAUACAUGGAUGGCUCAUUUAAGCACUCCCGGGAGGACGUGAAGUCCGGGUUGAAAGAUAGCCCGCAGAUCACCGUCCUGAAAGACCGAUCAAAGGAGCAAAGUCCCAAGUUUGACCUGAAAAAGGACAGAAACCGGGACAUUUUGGACAAGGACAACAGAAUGGAUCACAGCAAAUCUAAAGCCAAGGACGAAAACGAAAAGCUCCCGCCGUCCAAGGAUCCGGUGCGGAAAGACAUCCGUCCGCGUGAGAAACUGUUGGUGGACGACGACUAUCAGAUGACCAGUUUUGGUCAGAUGCUAAGUCUGAGGGAUCAGGAGGUCAGAGCCUGCAUCAAGAAGCAAAAGGAAAAAAUGAAGCAGAUGGAGCGGCUGAGAACCAAGACGGGGGACCCUAAACUCAAAGACAAGGCCAAGUCCACAGAGGAGGUAAAGAAAAACCGCAGCGAGCUGUCUGCGAAGAAGGCAAACAGCCUGGAGUCGAGUCUGAAGGAGAAAAAGCUGAAGGACGUGGGCCUCCCAGCUCAGAUGAUGUCCCCUGGGAGGAAGUUCCAGCCUACCGACAGCCAGGGCUCAAAGGACUGGAUGACCGGGCACCAAAUGAAGGAGAACCUCCCUGCUUCUCCCAGACCUGAUCAGAACAGGCCAACCGGGGUCCCCACACCAACAUCGGUCAUCUCCUGCCCCAGCUUCGAGGAGGUGAUGCAGACUCCUCGUACCCCCUCCUGCAGUCCAGAGGAUUAUCCCGACAUUAUGCUGGAUGGGUUGGACUGCCAGAACUCCUCGGCCAUGACCAUGUCAAUGAACGCCUGCUCCCCGACCUUCUUUGAAAGCAGGUACUCCAACUCCCAGAGUUUCCAGGAGGGAACUUGUCCCACUCCGGCAAAGAACCUCCAGCUGCCGCUUGUCAGCCGCUCUGCUUCAUCCGAUGUCCGCAGGCCUCUGGAAAACGAGUUCAAGUCUGAGUCCGACAAGUUUCUUCGGCAGCAGAGCGAUCCCGCCGCUGAGUACGACCAGAUCUCUCCCCCUCAACCUCUGGAGGACAAGCCAGUAACCGUGAAUAGACUGGAGUGCUUGACGCCAUCCUAUUUCUCCCCUAUGAGGCUGUUGUCUCCUCGCCGGGAGCUGGGCCAUCCGACACCGGACGGGGUGUCGGCGACUCUCGCUCUUACCGAGGACCAUGAGCACCUGCCCGAGAGCGUCUACAACAGUUUCCUGCCCAAACCCUCCACGCCUGUCCACAGACCAGAUCCCCAGGAGCCGUGCUUCGACAUUGCUGCGCCGCCGACGCCCGCUCCUGCCGCUUUACCUCCCUUGGAUAUCGACGAUAACUCGGAGCCUCACCACAGCGAGCCUAAUCUGGUCCACUCGGACCUGCCCUGUGUCAUGGAAGAACAUCGGGGGCAAGACGUGGAGGACGAAGAAGAAGAGGACGAAGAGGAGGAGGAGGAGGAGGAAGAAGAACCCGAUAUGGUGGACACAACCGAUGCAGUCCACUCUGUGAUGGAGGAGCAAGAACCCACGAGAGAGCCGUGUUCUUUCUCCCCUCAAGUGGAGGACCACCUGAGGCAGAGCUGGCCCGCAGAGUCUCCAGACCGACAGGAACCCGAGGUCCAACAGCUGUCCCCCGUGCACCCGGCCCUGAACGACGGAGAAAGCUGCUUCGAUCAAAGCAUGGGCUGGAACGCCGACAUGGACCUCAAAUCUGCCCGCGGGGAGAUCGAAGCGGCCGUCUCGAAAAUAACCAGCCCGUACUCCCACUCCGACAACGACAUGCAGCCCCUGUCUGGACACACCUCUGUCACCUACGAGACCUGGAAUCGGUGGCACAAAGAGGACACGGUGGAUCUGGACGAGCAGAAGGAGGCUGUCGCCGAGAUCCCCUCUCCAGAGCGGCCGGACGCAGCCAUGGAUGAGGAGCCCAACUCUUUAAAUACGUCGUCGUCCUCCAACAGGCUGGAGUCUUUCUUCCAGGAGUGCAACAAGCCGAUCAUAGAAAACGGCCACCAGAUAAACGCAGAGCCCGCGUGCGUGGACCCGGACAGCAGACAAAGCGCACACAGCUUCAGUGCUUCCCCCGAACGUCACAUCACCCCACCCGUGGGCCAAGAGCCCGUGGGCUGGGUGGAUCCGUUCUCGGCUGAGGCAGACGAGCUGGAUGACCUCGGCCCGUUUUCUUUACCCGACCUGCCGUUACCCGACAAAUCGGACGAAGCGGAGCCUCGCGACCAUGAACUGGUCGACCACAGCAAGGCCGUGUCGGCUCACAUCAGACACACUAUUCCAGAGCGGGACGAUCCAGACAUAAUGGAGGUAGACCUGCCGAGUCUGUCGAAGACCGCGUGCCCGUCUGAGGACCUCGUUUUAGGGGAGCCUGCCGAACACGACUUUGUGGUGCCGUCUCCACACGCCACCUUCCAACAAGAGAUGGACCCCGAGCCACAAAGCGUGCCCACCAACUGCUCGUUGUCUCUUAGCCAGACGCACGCCGGGGUUCUAGAAAGGCCGCUGCCGUACGGCGUCCACGAGGAGUCCGAACCCAUGAUGUUGUAUUCACCCGCAAAUUCAGAUGCCAAUCAGCACCAACACGUGCAAGUCCAUCCCCUCACCGAGCCGGUGCAGUUACCGCUGGAGUCCGAGUCUCCUGCAAAGCCAGAGGAGAGGCACGGGGACGCGUGUGAUGCUGUAGCAGAAUCUGCGUCGUGCAGUCCUCAUUCUCACCUCCCUGUGGCAGUCGCUCUCCCCAGCACAGUGGAGCCUUCAGACACUCAGGAACCCCCGUCCAAGCUUGCCCCUGUUGCCCCCACGCCUGCACCCAUCCCUGUAGACAUCACCAAGAAGGUGGAGGAAAUCCCUCAAAGGGUGACUCGCUACCGCGCCAAGAACAACGCCUCCGCCGCCCCUCCUACCUCCAGCGUAACCACCUCGUCAGCCGCUGCCACCACGAUCACCACCAGUCCAGCGGCGAGCGUCAACUCGGUCCCGACGAGAACGCCAACGCCCAAUUCAGUGUCUUCCUCGCCGGCUCAGAAGAAGGAGAAGGACUCUGGGCUCAGCGUCUCCAACGCUGCGUCCCAUUCGACCGCCGCGGUGUCCGUCACGGCUCCUGCACCGGUGGUCCUCAACAGAACGACGAAAGGCCGUCCUGUCGCCGUGGAUGAAGAGGACUCCCAGACGCAGCACCCGCGCAAAAGGAAGUUCCCUCGUUCCGCCGGGCAGCAGGUCCAGGUCCAGCUUGUAAACACGGCCAUGCAGCAGACAAGGGAGAUGAUCCAGCAGACCUUGGCUGUGGUCGUCAAUGCCAUCAAGCUGGACGAGAUCGAGCCCUACCACAGCGACCGGUCCAACCCUUACUUCGAGUACCUUCAGAUCAGGAAGAAGAUUGAGGAGAAGAGGAAGAUCCUGUGCUACAUCACCCCUCAGGCCCCGCAGUGUUACGCCGAGUAUGUGACCUACACCGGCUCCUACCUACUGGACGGGAAGCCUCUCAGCAAGCUUCACAUCCCCGUGAUUGCCCCCCCUCCAUCACUGUCAGAACCCUUGAAGGAGCUCUUCAGGCAACAGGAGGCCGUAAGAGGGAAGCUCAGGUUGCAGCACAGCAUAGAGCGGGAGAAACUGAUAGUGGCUUGUGAACAGGAGGUUUUAAGGGUCCACUGCAGAGCAGCAAGGACAAUAGCCAAUCAGGCUGUCCCAUUCAGUGCCUGUACCAUGCUGUUGGACUCUGAAGUGUACAAUAUGCCAUCUGAAAGUCAGGGUGAUGAAAACAAAUCUGUGAGAGAUCGCUUCAACGCACGUCAGUUUAUAUCCUGGAUCCAGGACGUAGACGAUAAAUACGACCGCAUGAAGACGUGCUUGUUGAUGCGACAGCAGCACGAGGCGGCAGCCCUCAACGCGGUGCAGAGGAUGGAGUGGCAGCUAAAGGUGCAGGAGCUGGAUCCUGCCGGCCACAAGUCCCUCUGCGUCAACGAGGUGCCGUCCUUCUACGUGCCGAUGGUCGACGUCAACGACGACUUCGUCCUGCUGCCUGCGUGACGUUCCAGCGCGGAAAGAUCGAGACGCAAUUCCAUCUGAGUCACUUCUUCUCUAAAGGGACUUCGUUGAAGCGAACGAAUGGAAAGGGCUAUCAAGUUAGAAAGAGGAGUUUUCUACGGGAAAAACUAUGUUCUUCUAGAAGAGGAGUAAAGUUGGGAAGCUUGCUUCCGAUUCCCCUCCGUGAAGAAGGAAACUUUUUUACAGGAGGAAAAGAAAACACACAACUUGCACUUUCAUCCUCAAAAGUUUUUUUUUUUUUUUUUUUACGCUUUAGUUUGAUCAGAGUGUGAGAAGCAGAAACAGUUUUUGCUUUGAGGCUCUGCCAUCGGGACACAUCUCCUUAGUGUUGAGUCGUGGUGCGACUGGGGGGGACACAGAGAUUUAUUUUCUGUUUCGUUUCAGCCCCCUGGUUCAAUACCCAACGCCACUGGGAGGAUGUAUCAGAGAAGAGCUCCCCCAGUAGCCUGUCCAGAGGGAGGCCUAAGGAGGACCUCCCCCUGUGGACGCAGGCAGGAGAUCCAGACUGAGGUCAGCGCUGACCCAGAGGGAGUAAAAGGAGCUCCAUGGAUCUUCACAGGCUCCAGGAAGCUACAGUGUGGGUUUUUUCCCCCCAACACACACACUUAGGAGCCCACUCUGCAGAACGGCUGAGCGGUAGAGCAACAAAGCCUGCAGCGGGCUGGAACAGCGUAAAGAUGUGCGAGCACGCCGCGGCCCAGCGUCUGACAGGAAGACUGACCCUGCAGCCUCUCAGCCUGGCUAAACAGAACAGCAGAGCGCAGAGAGCCCUGAGGGCAGCCCGGAGUGCUCCUCAGAGGUUCUGCUCGCUCCGACACGAACACACCAGACCGCCACGGACUGCAAAAAAAUAUAAAAAAAAUAAAUAAAAAAACACCACGGGACGACCAGAACAAACAAACCCAACGAAUGUUGAUUCUCAAAGAGACUGUUGAGAAAUUGUGGUUUGGCAGGAGAAGAGAAAUAUUGUUUUUUUUUUUUUUUUUUUUUUUGUCUAUUUCUUUACUUGGGCAUUUCAUUGUUUCUGAGGAAGUGACUUGAAACACUACAGAGCCAAUAUUAGUUUAAUGGAAAAAAAAAACAAAAGAAAACAGAAAAAAAAAAGUUGUAUUCCGUAAAUUAUGUACAGUUUUUAUAUUUGUUAACCAAUGUAUUCUUGCUGCCUUCUAGAUAAUUUAUUUUGCCACACAUUACUGCACAGUUGUAAAUAACCUAUGUACUGUAAUAUCACUCAGUUACAUGUAAAGAAAGAAAGAAGAAAAAGAAAAAAAAACCACAAAAGAAAUAAAAAAUUAUCUUUUUAUGUACAGUUCACUUAUGGGCAGCACUUUCCCCCCCCCUCUCAUAUCCAACGGGCCAAAACGUGGACGCGGUUCUGUCAGUAUUUGAAAGACGCAUCUGUAGAUUGGGUCAGCUCGCCCGGAUGAGAGUGACCUCAACCCCACAAGCUGACGGAUAACCAUCCUGGGUUCCCACCACCAUACAGCCCCUCAGAUGUAGCAGAAUAGAUAUUAAGGAUUUAUUUAAAGAAAAAAAAAAACAGAGGAUUAUUAUUCAUUGCUUUACUACACUAUUAUAUCAGAAAAUUUUUUAACCAAGAAAAUGCCUUUUUCAGUGGAAAAAAAAAAACAAACCUUGCUGGGCAAACCCACAUAGUUAUAUAUGGUUGAACAAGAGAUGUCAUUCACAAGUAAAACAGUUAAAAGUGUUUGUUUUUUUUCUUAGCUUGAUUGUCUCUAGUUUCUAGAUUUGGGGAUCUCUUUUUUAUUAUUAUUAUUUUAAUUUUUACCAUCAUAAAACAUAAAAACACGGGUCUUUUAGCUCUUCACUUCUCAUCCGAUCUUCACAGCCACUGAAAGGACUCCAAACAUAUCUGUCAAGUCUGCCCCUUUCCCUCAUAGCGGUGCAUAACCAGCCACGCUCACCAGGGGGCGCCAGAAUAUCUCACCACCUCUGGUCUGCAGCUGAACGCGGUGUUUUUAAAUAGAUUUGGAUGACAUUACAAUCCAUAGGAAGAUUUAGCUCCCUCAUAGGACGUCAGUGGGACAGUUUGCUGGUUCUUGGAACAAUAAGGGGUCAAUUAGACAUUCAGCUCCGUUAAUUAGAUUUUAUUUUUCCAUCGUGGAAUCAACGCGGGGAUUUUAAUUGUUAGCUUGCUUCCGCAUAUUGUUCAUUUGUGUGGAGGCCAUGUUUGCCACUUCCUGUCGGGGUCAAAGGAGGCCGUUACGAGACAUAAAUCUUAGAAUAAGCCAAAAAAAAAAAAAAAAAGUCAGAUAUUAACAGACAGGGUGGAUGGGGGGAAAGAAACCGCAUACAGCAAAUCAGACCAAUGUUUUUAUAAAUGAUGAUUAUUAAAACUCCCAUUUUAAUGUUAAUUUGUAAUUACUUCUAUUGGUCCCCAUUGAAAAGCUCCCCUGACCCAACACAGGUUUGUUCGUGUGAGUGAGCGAGAGCUGCUUCUGUACGCUGAUGGCAACAUUACCCGAAACAAAUGUCCCACAGUGACGCGGGCAGACGAGGCGGCUACAUGUGCGGCUCGCGCUCAUCCUGCUUAGGAGGCGACACAUUUAGCCAGACGCUUUGCUCCUAGAAGCUCUCUGUCCUGUUCUUAUUUUAAUGUCCUAGCUCUUCAGUUUUGGGGCAGCAGGUGCAUUCGUUGUGUGUUUGUGCGCGCGCCGUUCUUCUUUCUUUUUCUUUUUUUUUUUUUUUUUUUUUAGAAAAGUGUUUGUGUGUUUUGAUGUUGUGUAUCUUGUGCUUUCUGUUGUCCUUUAGUUCCCAGCAUGUCAGUCGCGUUGCUUAUUGAGCAGAAUGUAAAUCCCCUCCCAAAAAAAAAAGAACAACAAAAACUACAACCCGGACCCCCGAAUCUCGCCGUUUGUUUACGAGACAUCAAAGCGCGUUCCCGUUUUUUAACCCCGGUUUUGUGCUGAAACGGUUGGAGCCACGCCCUGCGUCGUUCUUGUGUGAUCGCUCGUUUCUUAGAGGAUCUUAAAGGCUUGAAAUGGUGAUGGGCGACAUGUCGGGUCUGGCGAGGCCUGCGGCCCGACUGCGCACAGGAAUAGACUAAACGCGUCCCAACACGCCCAUUCUAGACGAGAAUUGGAGACUCGCUCCUCGGAUGCACAGUAGAGCACUUGGCCGUGGUGAUGACAGAUGCUUGCCUCAGUCAGCAACAUAUUACCUCUACUCUCCUCACAUUCACUCAUAAUGUUUAUGUUAGGUUUGACUAGUUCUCACUGAACAUACGUAGGCAUAAAGGCUAUUUUUUCAUUGUAUAAAAUCACAAUUUCAAGCCUUUUUUCUUUUUUUUUUUGGUUUUCUGUUUGUUUUUAUAUUAAUUAAAACCCAGACUGUAGCUGUUUGUUCUUUUUUUUUUUUUUUUUUUAGACAAUGGAAAAGGACUAAUAAAAAGCAUGGAGAACUACUCUUAAAAUGGUGAGAAUUAAACUAUUUAUUAUGGUUUUUUUUUGUUUGUUUUUUUUUGUUUUUCAGACACCUGUGGUAUUUUUUUAAGUUGAAGUUGGUCUCCGCUGUGUAAAUUUUCCUCCUUGUAAUGCGUGAAAGAGACAUACUGUACAUAGCUCUGUAAAUACAACCUCCCAGGACGUUUUGCACCCUCCUCUUUGUACUAGUCUGAAAAAAAAAAGUUGCAUAGAAUGUGGGGUUCUAACAGCAUCGAGCUGCGUGCGCUCGCUGCAGGUGAUUAUGAUGUAACAAUGUAACUAUUUUUUUUAUUUGUACAAUGUAGUUUAUUUGUGUACAUAUUGUUGGAGCAGCUACAGGGGUUUUUGAGGGGAGGGGGGGGGGUCUUACGAGGAUGCUAUCGUCAGUGCUGUAACAGUACUUUCACCUCCAGCUGUUUGUUGAUUUCCUGCAAAAAAAGAAAAUAGUUGAAGAAAAAAAAAAGGCAAAAAAAAAAUUUAAAUGAGAAAAUGAACAUGAGUAGGAUGGGGGGGGGGGGUUGAAACUGAAAGGUAAAAAUUCUAAAUUGUUAUUUUCUACCGUUGCAUGUACAGAGAGCGCGAGAACUGCUGUUGUUCCUCAGAGAUUAUGUUCGUUAAUAAAAUUUUUAAAUAUUAA
This is a messenger RNA of Fundulus heteroclitus (mummichog), 13195 nucleotides long. It is a transcript of the gene ankrd11, whose product is annotated as ankyrin repeat domain 11. Bases 593 to 9097 code for a protein of 2834 amino acids. Gene Ontology annotation, cellular component: nucleus. Lineage: Eukaryota; Metazoa; Chordata; Actinopteri; Cyprinodontiformes; Fundulidae. The transcript has 14 exons. Gene Ontology annotation, molecular function: protein binding. The record is from RefSeq and is a predicted model, not a curated record. Gene Ontology annotation, biological process: anatomical structure morphogenesis.